AUGGAUUAACCUUAUGCAUCUUAAUUCAAUUUUGUCUGCUUUUGUUCAUAAACUGUUCUCUUAAAUCAACAGAGUAUGGCAGACCACAUCAAAAAGUGUUUAAUAUAUAGACAAUCAUCUCCUUUUUUCCAAAAGUUUGAACUACUCAAGAUUGAGAAAAUGCAAAGAUAACAUUUAAUUGCUUUAAAAAGUGAAUUUUAUGUUUUCAUCGAAAGAGUAGAUGCUCUACUAAAGGCAGGGGAGGAUAGAUUAAAUUCUUCAGUUCAAUAAGUGCCAUCUUUAUAUGGAAGUGGAUCUAUGUUAUAACAAUAAUUAGGGAACAACAAUCAAAUUUAUUAAUAAUCUGCUUAUGCACCAAAAAAUAUUGAAACUGAUAUUUUCAAAUCUAUGAAAUAACUGUAAAAAUUAGAAGAGUGUAAUGUUUGUGGAAAAUAAGUUGAUGCAGAUAUAAUUACAUAUUUUGAUCAUUGCAUUACUCCAAUCUGUAGACCUUGUUUAAUGAAAUAGAUUGAAAAAGAUGCUAAAACUAAUAUAGCAUUUUUUUGUCCAAAUCAAUAAUGUAGAAAAGAAAUGACAUAAUAAGAAUUAAUAGUAAUAAUUAUUAUUAUUUAAGUAAUUGCUUGGGAAAGAAAAACAAGAUUAAUAUGCAACUAUAAUGUUAGCAAGACAAUUUAACUUAAUAAAAUGUUCAGCAUGUUCUGAAUAAGGUGCUUUUGAGAAGGGAAGUUCUAUUACUGUACUUAAAGAUCCUAUCACAAAUUAGUAAUUACAAUAGUAUUUAAAUUAUUUACAAUAUUAGAAAAUAUGUGGAACAUUAUCUUAAUAAUAGAUUUAUGUGUUUUAAUUAAAAAUGCAGAACUGAAUAAUGUAAAGAAUGUAAAGCAAUUCCAUAUCAUUUGGGUAUGACUUGUGAAGAAUAUAAAAUAAAAAAAUCAUCUAAGUAAUAUCUAUUUGUAAUAUUUAUUUAGAUGUUGUAGAUAUUGUGAUUAACUUAUUCAUAAGAUUCAAUUAAAUAUGCCAGAAGCAUAAUAAGAUAUUUGUUAAGAAAAUGAAUGUCAAGAGAAAGCAUAAUAUGCUUGUAAUAAAAUUUUAGCAUGUAAACAUCCAUGUCCAGGAUUCAAAAAUGAAUAGAUAUGUUCAACAUGUUUAAAUGAUUAAUGUUGUAAAGGUGAUUAAAAAGGAGAUGAUUAUUGUAAUAUUUGUUUUGUUGAAGGUUUAAAAAAUGCCCCUAUAAUCCAAUCAAAAUGUGGUCAUGUAUUUUAUAUUUCUAAUUAUAGAUCUUUCAUUAUACUUGCAUUCUCAAAAGAUUAGAUGUGAAAUGGAAUGGACCAAGAAUAGUUUUCAAGUUUUGUUUAUGUCCUUUAUGUAAUUCUUGGUUAGAAUUCUAACCAUCAUAACCAUAAAAUCUUGUUAAUUAAUAUUAUAUACUCUUUUAAGAUGUGAUGAAGAAAUCAUUAGAUAGGUUGAAAUAUGAAAAUAGAGAUAAAGAUGAUAAAGUAAGUAAAGUAGGUGAACCAUUUUAUGGUAAACCUUAAGAGUAUGCUAUGGCAAUUUAUUGUUAUUAUUAAUGUUUUAAAUGCAAAAACCCUUAUUUUGGAGGAGCCAAAGAUUGUUAAAGAGCAUUAGAAGAAGGAGAUAAAUAAUAUAAACCUGAAGAAUUAAUUUGUGCUAAUUGUUGUGAAGUACCAGUUGGAGAAACAUGUUAAAUUCAUGGAAAAGAAUAUAUAGAAUUCAAAUGCAAAUUUUGUUGUUAAAUUGCUGUAUGGUUUUGCUGGUAUACAUUUACAUUUAUCAUAUUCUCAAAGGGGUACAACUCACUUUUGUGAAGAUUGCCAUAAAAGAUAAUGUAACGGAGAUUAUGUAUCCAAAAUACCUAAAGAAAAACUACCUAAAUGUCCUGGUAAAGAUAAAUGUCCUAUAAAAAUGGAUCAUAAACCAAAUGGAGAAGAAUAAGCCUUAGGAUGUGGUAUAUAUUUAUUAUUUAUAUCUUAGCUAUUUGUAGGAAUCAAAAAGCCAGUUAACAAAAUUUCUGA
Paramecium pentaurelia is the source of this 2033-nucleotide messenger RNA. The record is from the annotation of a GenBank genome assembly. NCBI's taxonomy places the organism in Eukaryota, Ciliophora, Oligohymenophorea, Peniculida, Parameciidae.